UUAGUUCCCACUUCACUGGGAGCUCUCGCUGCAUAAAAAUUGAAUUCAAAGUAGCUGUUCUGCAGGUUGUGUCAUUGCUGCUCUGUGGGGACAGCUCCUGUAAAACAUCAGCGGCCCUGCUGACCAGCACCCUGUGCCUGUCAUGCCUCUAGUCGUGCCCAGUGCAGGGAGAGAAAGUGCUGUCUUUUGAAAAGACUGCAGCCUGAUAGGCUGCUCCACACAGUCUAUGAUCCAGUCUUACUGACUUAAAAACCUUCCAGAUAGGGAAUUAGGUGUCAAUUUCUGGAGUUUUUAUUGUGAUAUCUUAGGCUUCAUACCUGCCUGGUGGACUCAUACAGCCUGCUGUUGGAGCUUUGUUGAAAGCUUGGUUUUGUCAGCCUUCAAAGAGCAUUCAUGAAAUUUAUUCAAGUGGUAAAAAUAAAACCAUAGUUAAUGAAAAGUCACACAGUGAAGCUGACCUAAAUAUGAAUAUUGAGGCAAUUAUAAAAAAAGGAAGUAGUGAUUUUUUUUUUUUUUCUUUUUUCUUCUUUCAGUUUCUUCCUCAGUUUUUUUAUUUUGAGGAAUUUCAAGCCUGUCGGUUGGGAGAAUGAUAAAAACAAAUACCUUUUUCAUACCCUUUUCCUAGAUUCACCAAUUGUUCUAAAUUUGCCACAUUUGCUUUAUUUCUCCUUUGCAACUAUGUGUGCAUGUGUGUGUGUGUCUAAUAUACAUUAUAUAAUUUUUUUUGCUAAGACAUUUGAAAGUAAGUUUCAAGCGUCUUUAUACCUUACCGCUAAAUACUUCACCAUGUACCUCCUAAGAAAAAGGACUUUCUUCUACAUAACCACAAUACUAUUACCAGACCUAAGAAAUUUAUCAAUAAUUUCAUAAUAUUUUCUAAUAUCCACUCAUUUUUCACAUUUCCCCAAUUGUCCCAAAUGAUCCUUUAUAGGUUCCUUCUCUCAGCUUUUCAAUCCCAAUCUAAUCAAGUUUACUUGAUGCAUUUGGUUGCUAACUUUUCCUUUAUCGUAUAGAACAAUACAUAUACAUUUUUUUUUUAAUGAUUUUUCAAAGAAUCUAGGCUGGUUGUGCUGUAGAAUACAUAGUGGGCUUGUGUGCUUCUUCAUAGUGUUGUUUAACUUGCUCCUCUAUUUCUGAAAAUUAGAAGUUAGAUCUAGGGACUUCAUAGGUGAUGUUGUGUGCUUGAUGCUACAUCACAUCGGAGGCAGAUGAUGUCAAGUUGUCCCAUCAUCAGCAGUUUGAUCUCUUUGGUAAGGUGGUAAUGGUAACUCAGACCUCACCAUGGUUAAGGUGCACUUCUCCUUUGUUAUUAGUAAGCCAUCUGUGGCCGGUAAUUGGGUCCCCACCUACCUUUCAGCCAAUGGUUUUUGUAUCCAUGUAUAAUCCUUGCCUGCAUCAGUUAUUACAUUGGGAUAUUGCCUGAUAUCCUUUACACUCACUUUCUCUUUCUGAAUUCCCUAUAGAGUGUGAGCUAGGCCCUCAGUUGUUUAUAAUGAUUUUUUUUAGCCAUUUCCUUGGUAGUCAGCUGGAUUUUUCUGUGAUUAUAAAUUACAUGAUUAUAGAUUUUUCUCUCUUGCCUUUGGGGUAAAAAGGAGUAACUGUAGCAGAGCAUUUACAGCACGCCAGGCACACACAGGUUCCUUACGUGUAGAACUUCUUUCAUUUUCCUCCCACAUAGCACCUCAGACUAGCGAAGCGACGUGUCUUGCCCAAAGUCACCCAGCCCUUAUGGUGAAGCUGAGACCAAGUGAAAUCUCUGGGCUUUGACCCAAGGUUUUUCAGCUCUUCCAUGUUCUCUCCAAUCCCCUCUUCUGAUUCUGCCUUCCACCCAGCAGUUCUCAUCUAAUGCAAAUGCCUGCAUGACCGGGUAGGUCCAUUAACAAGGGAAGUCAGCCAGGAGGGGACUGUGCCACUGGAGAAACGAAUUUAGAUAAUGGGCUGUGUGCAAUGUAAGGAUAAAGAAGCAACAAAACUGACGGAGGAGAGGGAUGGCAGCCUGAACCAGAGCUCUGGGUACCGAUAUGGCACAGACCCCACCCCUCAGCACUACCCCAGCUUCGGCGUGACCUCCAUCCCAAACUACAACAACUUCCACGCAGCAGGGGGCCAAGGACUCACCGUCUUUGGGGGUGUGAACUCUUCGUCUCAUACUGGGACCUUGCGCACAAGAGGAGGAACAGGAGUGACCCUGUUUGUGGCCCUUUAUGACUAUGAAGCACGGACAGAAGAUGACCUGAGUUUUCACAAAGGAGAAAAAUUUCAAAUAUUGAACAGCUCGGAAGGAGAUUGGUGGGAAGCUCGCUCCCUGACAACUGGAGAGACGGGCUACAUUCCCAGCAAUUAUGUGGCUCCAGUUGACUCCAUCCAAGCAGAAGAGUGGUACUUUGGAAAACUUGGCCGAAAAGAUGCUGAGCGACAGCUUUUGUCCUUUGGAAACCCAAGAGGUACCUUUCUUAUCCGCGAGAGUGAAACCACCAAAGGUGCCUAUUCACUUUCUAUCCGUGACUGGGAUGAUAUGAAAGGAGACCAUGUCAAACAUUAUAAAAUUCGCAAACUUGACAAUGGUGGAUACUAUAUUACUACCCGGGCCCAGUUUGAAACGCUUCAGCAGCUUGUACAGCAUUACUCAGAGAGAGCCGCAGGUCUCUGCUGCCGCCUAGUAGUUCCCUGUCACAAAGGGAUGCCAAGGCUUACCGAUCUGUCUGUCAAAACCAAAGAUGUCUGGGAAAUCCCUCGAGAAUCCCUGCAGUUGAUCAAGAGACUGGGAAAUGGGCAGUUUGGGGAAGUAUGGAUGGGUACCUGGAAUGGAAACACAAAAGUAGCCAUAAAGACUCUUAAACCAGGCACAAUGUCCCCUGAAUCAUUCCUCGAGGAAGCGCAGAUCAUGAAGAAGUUGAAACAUGACAAGUUGGUCCAGCUGUACGCAGUGGUGUCUGAGGAACCCAUCUACAUUGUCACCGAGUAUAUGAAUAAAGGAAGUUUACUUGAUUUCUUAAAAGAUGGAGAAGGAAGAGCUCUGAAAUUACCAAAUCUUGUGGACAUGGCAGCACAGGUUGCUGCGGGAAUGGCUUACAUCGAGCGCAUGAAUUAUAUACAUAGAGACCUACGAUCGGCAAACAUUCUAGUCGGGCAUGGACUAAUAUGCAAGAUCGCUGACUUUGGAUUGGCCCGGUUGAUCGAAGACAAUGAAUACACAGCAAGACAAGGUGCAAAAUUCCCCAUUAAGUGGACAGCCCCUGAAGCAGCCCUGUACGGGAGGUUCACAAUCAAGUCUGACGUGUGGUCUUUUGGAAUCUUACUCACAGAGCUGGUCACCAAAGGAAGAGUGCCGUACCCAGGCAUGAACAACCGGGAGGUGCUGGAGCAGGUGGAGCGUGGCUACAGGAUGCCCUGUCCGCAGGACUGCCCCAUCUCUCUACAUGAGCUCAUGAUCCACUGCUGGAAAAAGGACCCCGAAGAACGCCCCACUUUUGAGUACUUGCAGGGCUUCCUGGAAGAUUACUUUACCGCAACAGAGCCCCAGUACCAACCAGGUGAAAACCUGUAGGACCUGGAUCUGCAGAGAUGCCUUGUGCUAGAGGCUUCCCCACCCCCUCCCCAUUAGCUUUCAGUUCCGUAGCCAGCCACUCGGAGAGUGCGAGCGGCAAGAACCGUCCAGGAUCAGAUUGCAUGUGACUCUGAAGCUGACGAACUUCCACAGCCCUCAUUAAUGACACUUGUCCCCAAAUCCGAACCUCCUCUGUGAAGCAUACGAGACAGAACCUUGUUAUUUCUCAGACUUUGGAAAAUGCAUUGUAUCGAUGUUAUGUAAAAGGCCAAACCUCUGUUCAGUGUAAAUAGUUACUCCAGUGCCAACGACCCUAGUGCUUUCCUUUUUUUAAAAUGCAAAUCCUAUGUGAUUUUAACUCUGUCUUCACCUGAUUCAACUAAAAAAAAAAAAGUAUUAUUUUCCAAAAGUGGCCUCUUUGUCUAAAACAAUAAAAUUUUUUUUCAUGUUUUAACAAAAAUCAA
Molecule: messenger RNA, 4011 nt
Organism: Loxodonta africana (African savanna elephant)
Lineage: Eukaryota; Metazoa; Chordata; Mammalia; Proboscidea; Elephantidae
Gene: FYN
Product: FYN proto-oncogene, Src family tyrosine kinase
Exons: 12
Coding region: 1934-3547 (537 amino acids)
Biological process (GO): cell surface receptor protein tyrosine kinase signaling pathway; T cell receptor signaling pathway; protein phosphorylation
Cellular component (GO): extrinsic component of cytoplasmic side of plasma membrane
Molecular function (GO): ATP binding; signaling receptor binding; non-membrane spanning protein tyrosine kinase activity
Source: RefSeq, a predicted model, not a curated record